AUGGGCUCCUUCAAAUCAAACUCCAUCUCCAUUUUUUGUCUUGCUUCUCUUUUCUUACGCUAUACUAGUGCAGCUACAUUUGAAAUCAGUAACAAUUGUCCCUUCACAGUAUGGGCCGUUGCUAUACCUGGUGGCGGCAUGCAGCUUGACAACGGCCAAGCUUGGGCCAUCUUCCCUGGUGCAGGCACUAUACAGGGCCGAAUUUGGGCUCGAACAGGUUGCAUCUUCGACAGCUCCGGCAAAGGUGAAUGUCAAACGGGAGAUUGCAAUGGGCUACUCCAGUGUCAAGACUAUGGUGGUGCACCACCUAACACCCUAGCUGAAUAUGCCCUCAACCAACCCAAUAACUUGGAUUACUUCGAUAUAUCCCUUGUUGACGGGUUUAACGUGCCGAUGGAAUUUAGCCCCAUCUCCAAUGGGUGCACUCGUGGAAUCCGUUGCACUGGUGACAUCAAUGGCCAGUGUCCAAAUGAGUUGAAGGCACCCGGUGGCUGUAACAACCCAUGCACGGUAUUCAAGACAGACGUGUACUGUUGCGACUCUGGCAACUGUGGCCCCACGGACUAUUCUAAGUUUUUCAAGGACAGGUGCCCUGAUGCGUAUAGUUACCCUAAAGAUGAUGCAACUAGCACAUUUACUUGCCCUGGCGGAACUAAUUAUCGAGUGGUCUUUUGCCCUUGA
Fraxinus pennsylvanica is the source of this 681-nucleotide messenger RNA. The record is from the annotation of a GenBank genome assembly. NCBI's taxonomy places the organism in Eukaryota, Viridiplantae, Streptophyta, Magnoliopsida, Lamiales, Oleaceae.